CUGAAUCCUCUUUAACCUAGAUACAAGAACCAAAGAAUAAGAUUGGUUAGCAUUUAAGGAAGUGCAUAUUAUAUGUGUGUGAAGAUUAAACAUCACAAUAGCAGGUUGAACACAUUACUGUAAAGUGGAAUCUAUGAAGAUGAAGCUGUGUGUGAUUCUCAUCGUUUCAACUUUUCUGCCAGUGAACAGUGUGUUUGUAUACAAGUUCACUGAACUGGUUGGCUGCAGUGACUCUGUGGAUGAACCGAUAUUAUUGUACAGUCUGGACAGAAAUGAAAUAGUCUUUGAAGAUUACAAAGCCAACAACCAGGUCAGCCGACUUCCUCCGUUUGCAGAUCCAGUUCAUUUUGAAAACUUGUAUGACUAUGCCAUUUCUAAAAGAGAUAACUGCAUUCAGACCAUCGAAAAUGUGACAGCAACAAUCGGCAACCAAACUGAGAACAAAGUGCCUCCAGAUUGCAGCAUCUACCCCAAACAUGACGUGGUUCCUGGAGAAAAAAAUAACUUCAUCUGCUUCGUAACAAAUUUUUAUCCUCCACACAUCAAACUGAGGUGGAUGAGGAACGGUGUGUUUGUGACAGAGGGAGUGUACAUCAGCCAGUUUUCCAUAAACAGUGAUGGAACCUUCAAUAUAUUCUCCACACUGACCACUACUCCUGAUAAAGGAGAUAGAUUCAGCUGCAUGGUGGAGCACCAAGCUCUGGACUCCCCUCAUUCCAUAACAUGGGAUGAAUCAAUGGAACCUCCACGUCUAACCCCGAGUGUAACUCCGACGGUGGUGUUUGCAGUGGGAAUAUUGGGAUUAGCGACAGGAAUCUUCUUUGUCAUUAAAGGGACGUGUUUCCGUUAAAUUCCCGUCACAGUAGCAGAUUUUCAGUAUCAGUAGCAACAACUACAAUACUGAUGAAUAAUAAAUACAUAUUAUCUGAUUAUCACUACAUUAUAUCUUGUGGAACUUUGGUGAAAACUAAUCACCAUCUUCUGACCAAUCAGAAUCCAGAAUAUACUACUUUAUAAAAAUAAUAGAAUAUUAACAAUCCUGAUCUCACCUGAACUGUAUCUCAUUUGCAUGUAGUUCUUCACACUGUAUAUCAGAGCAUCUAGAUGAUCUAAAUCAUAAACAAAAACACUUUCCUCUGUGAGCACAUUUAUUAAUUCAUAUACAAAUAAAACUGUUUCUUUGUUCUUCACUGUUUACAUGAAAACACGUCUCUAAAUAAAGAAUAAAAUCACUGGAAUAAGUGAGUGUAACA
This is a messenger RNA of Silurus meridionalis, 1253 nucleotides long. RefSeq names its product H-2 class II histocompatibility antigen, A-U alpha chain-like. The record is from RefSeq and is a predicted model, not a curated record. Gene Ontology annotation, molecular function: MHC class II protein complex binding. NCBI's taxonomy places the organism in Eukaryota, Metazoa, Chordata, Actinopteri, Siluriformes, Siluridae. Bases 134 to 850 code for a protein of 238 amino acids. Gene Ontology annotation, cellular component: MHC class II protein complex. The transcript has 4 exons. Gene Ontology annotation, biological process: antigen processing and presentation of exogenous peptide antigen via MHC class II; positive regulation of T cell activation; immunoglobulin production involved in immunoglobulin-mediated immune response.